This is a messenger RNA of Ostrinia nubilalis (European corn borer), 10362 nucleotides long. Its product is annotated as golgin subfamily B member 1-like. The transcript is spliced from 10 exons. Bases 139 to 8907 code for a protein of 2922 amino acids. NCBI's taxonomy places the organism in Eukaryota, Metazoa, Arthropoda, Insecta, Lepidoptera, Crambidae. The record is from RefSeq and is a predicted model, not a curated record.
GCAAAUUAUUUGUUUAUUGUGGAUUUUCUGUGUAAAUUGCUUUUUUAUCCUUUAAAUUUAGUUAAUGAUACGAUUCCUGUAGUUAACCAAGCGAAACAGCGUGUAUUUGUUAUUCAUGUACGCAGAGAAUACUAAGCCAUGGCGGAUGAUCAAAAAGUCGAUAAAUCCCUUGAAGGGGAACCAUUGGAUGAUGUCGACACAAAUAUAGCAGUAUCCUCAAGCGACGUGUGUAGUGUUGCUGGAAGUGUGAAGAAUCCGAAGACACAGCGCAUGUCAUCUUCCUCUGACAGACAAGUAAAGUUUGAAAGAGCACAGAAAGCUUUAGAAAAUGCUGCCCUUGUGUCAAAACGCAUCAAAGAGCACCGAAAAGCCACUGCUGAACUUUUGGGACGUCCAUUUGAGGAAGAUGAUAUUGGAGAUUCAGCAGAAAUGGCAUCCACCAUGAGCGAGCGAACUGGGUACUCAGUGGCAACUGAUACUUCUACCAACAUUUCUGUUCAAGAUGCUUUGAAUAUACCUGGCAUAAGUGAGAGUCUGGCUAACACUUUAAAACAAAAAGAAAUAUUAAUGGAAAGAAUUAAACAGUACAAGGAAAUUAGUAAAAGACCAAUCAAAACAUCAGCAAUAAAAAAAGACCCAAUAAAAGAUUCUAAAGUAGAUGUAAAAAAGAUAACAGACAAUAGUGAUAUCACUCAACUCUUGAACACUCUCAAAGACAAAGAAAAUGCCCUAAGUGUAAUCCAAGUGAAAAUGAAAGCUAUGGAAACAACUAUUCUGGAUUUACAAGAAAAAUUAAAUGAAAAAGACCAAAUUAUUGAAGCUAAAAAUAUGGCAACUACUCUCAUGUCCGAUAGCUUAAGCAAAAAAGAAAAAGAUUCUUUACUCUUGCUUGAAGAUACUAGACAUCAAAUGACAAAAAUGCAAGAAAACUUUAUUAGCAUGGAAACCGAAUGGAAAGACGAGCGGCAGAAGUUAAUCAAGGAAAUUGAAUUAAAAGACGAAAAAAUUCAUAGCCUAGAAGAGGCCAACACCAUCUUAGAAAACUCCAGAUUUGAAAUAACCGUCGCACACUCUAAGUUGCUUGAGGAAUUAGAAUUAAAAAAUAAAGAAAUAUCACAGCUGGAAGAAAGUAUUAAGAAACUGUCAGUGGAUCAACCUCCUGAAGUUUCUCCAAAAGAAAAAGAAGAUUUUGAAGAAGAAAAGGGAUCAAUUGAGAUUUCUCAAAUGGUUGAGUUGUCUAAAAAAGUGGAAUUACUUGAGCAAAUUAAUUGUCAAAUUAGACAGACCAAUAUAGAACUAGAAAAUAAACUGGCGACAGUAAACACUGAAACUAAGGCAGCUGUAGGUUCACCAAGCAAGAAAGCUAGCCCUCUGCCAGGCCGUAAAGGCGGUAGAAAUACUGCAUCCAAAGCGAAAUCGCCCUGGAGUAAUAUGUCUUCAGAAUCAUUACAGCAAGAAUCUGAAAAGAAGGGAAACAAAAAUGAAAUCACAAAAUUAGAAAUGUUAGUACAAUCUCUAAAUAAAGAUAUACUGGAAAAAGAGUAUUUGAUUUCUCAAAAAGAUGUAUGUAUAUCAGAACUCCAAUCCGUAAAAACAUUACAAGAAAACACAAUUCAAGAGCUUAAAAUGACACAAAAUGUGCCUACUGCUGAAAAGGUGGAUAUGGGAAUAGAAACAGAUCCUCUAGAAUCUUUAGUUGACAAUGAUAUUGUGAAAGUCAAGGAUGCAGAUGAAAAGGAUUCGUCUACUGAAGAUCAGAAGUUGGAUGUGACAGAGUUGGAGGAAAAAUUAAAGGCAGCUCAGCAACAAAUUGCUGCCUUGAAUGAAGAGGUUGAUUUAGCUAAUAAAAAUAUGAUCAAGGUAAAGUCAAGUCAUAAGUUGAAGAUAAAACAAAUGCAAAAAACCAUUGAUAACUUUAGUAAGGUUUCUGAUUCAAAUGCUGAAAUUGUUAAGCUUAAUGAAGAAAUGCAUCAACUUACUCAGAAGGUUGCAGAGCUAGAAGAAGAAAAAGGAAAUUUACAGUUGCAUCUUGUUGACUACGACAGUGGAAGGCUCACUGAAUCAGACGUGUACAAGAAAAUGAUAGAAAUGGAAAAUUUAGCUGAGACAAGGCUAAGAGCAAUUAGCGUUCUGGAAUCACAGAAAUUUGAUUUAGUACAAGAAUUACAUGUUUUACAACAAAAGAACAUGGAAAUGGAAGACAAACUUGCUGAUAUUUCUCAGCUUCAAAGUGAACAAGUUUGUUCCGAAAUUAAGUCUGUACAACUAGAAGAACAAAUUGAUGAACUUACUGCGUCACGAAGAGAAUUAGAACUUAUUAUAGACAAUUUGAAAUUAGAUAAAGAACAUUUGAACAGUACAAUUAAAAUAAUUCAAGAAGAGAAAGAUGAACUGACACACAAGUUGGAAAGCUAUAUUCAGGAAAACAUGGAACUAACUGAUAAACUUGAAAAGUUAAGUACUGAAAAAGUCAGUUCAGCAGAAUCAAUAGAAAUCGUAGAAUCUUUAACAACCCAAGAAAAACUGGAACUAGAGGAAUAUAAUAAAGGCAUUAUGGAAUCUAAAUCAGACCCGAAUGAAGACCUAUACAAAAAAAGUGAUGAUGAACAGAACAUACAAAAUUUAGUUGAACAGGCUGCAGAGUUGAAUAAAAAAAUUGACUUAUUUAACCAAGAAAGAGAAGAAGUAAUGGAUAAGAUGAGUAAGAUCAAUUCUGAAAAUGAGAUGCUGCAUGAUGAAAUUGCUAAACUCAACCGUCAAUGUUCCAAUCUACAGAGUAACAUUGAUUUACUAACGAAUGAAAAACACGAUCUUUUAUCGCUAAAUGCUGAUCUCAGUCAUCAAAUAGAAGACCUUAAACGUGAACAUCUAGAAAUCGUGAAAGAAACUGUGGAGGUUCCGAAACCGUCUGUUAUUGAAGAAACUUUAGAAGCAGCCGUUGAUGUCCAGCAAGAUGACAAGGUUUCGGGAGAAAAGGGAGUUAAUCGAAAUAAAUCAGUUAAACAAUUGACUAAAGAAAUAUUAAAAUUAAAAAAUAUCAUCAAAGACAGAGAAGCUGAAAUUGGUGAUUGUCAAAUGAAGAUACUAUCAUUAGAAGAGCAACACCAAAAGCAAAACGAAUUACUUCAGACAAAUGCGUCGUUUGAAGCCAAGUUAAAAUCACUAUCGGAAGAGAACCAAGCCUUGAGAGAUAAGCUGGAAGAUUCCGUUAGUGAUAAGCAAUUUGAGAAGCAAUUAGAGGAGCUUAAAAACGCUAAUGAAAUGUUACAAGAUGAUAUACUGAAAACUCGCCAAGAAUAUAGCAACACCAUAACAGCUCGUGAUGUGAGAAUACAUGAACUAGAAAACUUGUUACGUGAAUAUGAAAUGCAGAUAUUAAAUUAUGGAAACACAUUACAACAGAAAGAUAAAGAACUAGUAGAGUAUAUAAAUCAAAUAACUAAAUUAAACGAUGUUUCUCAAAAACUAAAAUCAACGAUUGAGUUACUUGAAGAAGAAAAAGCUAAAGAUCAAAACGCUGAACUUGUGAAAUCAUUAAAUAAACAAAUAUCAGCCUAUCAGAAAAAGCUAACUGAAGUUGAAGACAAAAUUAAAUCAUUAGAAGAAGAAAAGUCUCAAUUAAUGUCAAUUAAAGUGUCCUUAGAAGGCAAAAACAACAAUAUAGAAACAGAAUUGAAAAAACAUCAAGACUUGUUAUCUGAAAAGCAAACACAAAUAAAAGAAUUGCAAACUCAGCAACAAAAACACUCAGAAGAAGUAGCAAACGUUAUGCUUCAAGCAAAGGAACGUGAUGAAGAAAUUCAUGAAAUUAAAUUGCAAUUAAGAAAAGAGUCUAUUGAAAAUGAAAAAUUACGUAACUUGUUGGCAGAGAAAGAUAAAUCUUCAGAAGAGUACUCACAAGCGAUGCAAGACACAUCAGAUAAAAUGCAAAAGCUUUUAACUGAAAAGGAACAGUUAUCUGAGCAAUGCGUAGCAUUGGAAGUGAAAAACAAAGAGUUGAUGGAAAAGUUGAAGAAGUUUGCUGUUAACAUUAAGAAAAAGUCUUCCAUGUAUACUGAUUUAGAAAAUCAGUUCCAUCAAGUACAACAUCAAUUAGAAGCUAAAAAUGAACAUAUGGAACAGCUUUUGAUUCAAGUCGAAACACUUCCUGCUCUGCAGGAAAAAUUAAAGCACGCAGAAGAAGAGAUCAAUCGGCUACAAAUCCAAAGAGUUUCCUAUGAACAACAACUGCGCGAAGCGCGCCAAGAAGUCGUCGAUUUAAAUAGUGGAAUUAUAUUAACAACUAACCAUCUAACUGAUAUGCAAGAAAAAAAUUUCACGCUAGAAUCACAAGUAGUUAUGUCAAAUCAAAAAGCUGUUGCGCUAGAGAUUGAACUGAAAAACAAUGCCAAUCUUGUGACAAAAGUAUCUACUUUAGAAGCAGAUAACAAUUAUAAACAAGCUCAAAUUGUUGAUCUUCUAAACAAAUUAGGUAACCAAGAGCAAAUAUUGACACAGUUACAGUUUGGCCAUGAUGCUAAAAUACAGGAGCGUGAUUUGUACAUUGAGACGCUGGAAACUGAAAUGAAUAAAUACAAAACACGAAUAUGCCGACUCGAGGAAAGUAUAUCCAUUAUGGAAGACAGACGCCAUUCUUUGGAGCGAAAGGCAGAUCAAUUAGAUAGCCAGCUACAAGAAAAACAAAAGGCUUAUACUGAUUAUUCCAGCCAAGAAGAUGAACUUGUUAGUAGAUUAGCAGUUCUCAUGGAUCAUGACAGAGUUGUGGAAAAACAACUGCAUGAAAUAGAGAGUGAAAAUAGACACUUACAAGAUAAGCUACAAUAUCUUACUGAAGAAAAUAAGCAUUUACGUAAAUCUUUGUCUGAAGUUCAAGAUAAUUAUAACACAAUAAUAGAUAAGGCUAAUCGAACAGAUGUUGCAGAAAACACAAUUAUAAAAUUGCAAAAUCAAGUACGUGACUUAGAAGCUCAACUUAAACGUAUAACACAGGAACAUCAAGCGAUAAUUCUUAAAAAGAAACAAGACAUUGAAGAUCUUGAAACAGAAUUUACGACACAAAUAGACAACGCAAUAAAAGAGAAAAAGAUGUAUAGUGAAAAGUAUGAAAAAAUCACUGAGCAUAUUACACAGUUGGAAAUAAAACUUCAAGAAUAUAGUAGUGAAAAUGAGCGGCUAAAAAUAAAUAUGGAAGAACUUAACCGUAUAAACCAGGACAUUCUUGACAAAUCGGAUUUGCAACAACAGCAAGCCGCACCUGAUUACACAGAUCAGUACAUAACUGAGAUAAAUAGAUUAAAUGCACUUGUUAAUAAUAAAAAUCAAGAAAUUCAAGAAGUCAAUAAUAAGUUACAUUCGGUUCAAGUUAACGGAGCAUCAACAGUUUCUAAUUUAGAAAGUAAAAUCAAUGAUUUAACUAAUAAGUUACAACAAUCUACAUCAGAUGUUGAUCAAUUAAUAAAUGAAAUACAAAUAUUGAAACAAGACAAUGAGCAAUUGCAGCACCUAAUACUUCAGAAAGAAGAACAAUAUAAGGAGUUAAAAGAUAGAAAAAAAGUUUCAUUUGAAAUGAAUAUUCCUAAGACUGAGGGAUUGAUUAUUUCUUCUACUAUCGAAGCAGUUAAUACCGAAGAACCAGCUAAAUAUAAUAUAUCAGAUUUAGAGUCACAAAUAGUAUCCGACGUCUCGUCUAAUUAUUCUGAUACUAAGCCCAGUGACAGUAAAACUACUGAUUCUGUACAAAAAAGCGCAUUUGUUGCAGGAUCUGAUGUAUUAGAUUCUAAAAAUGUCUCGGAAGAAGUUAUUGUGCCGAAAAAAGCAUAUCUUUGUUAUAAAGCAGAACAGGAUGAUAAUCCGAGUGAAGUUGAUCCUUUCAAUUCUGACGAGGGCUGGGGAUUUGGCGAAACUGAAGAAGUACCAACUGAUGUGUCGUCUGAAUACGCUCAUCUUAAUGAAAAAAUAAGCCAACUUCAAAAAGAGAAUGAAACGUUAAAAAAAGAUCUUGAUGCCAAUAACACAAAACUGUUGAAAGUUAUGAAAAAGCUGAAAGAAUUUAAGAAUAACAAUGAUAUGUUAUCUAACGAACUGAAAUUAUCCAAACAAUUAUCUCAAUCAUCAUUUUUAGACAGCGCUAUUGAAGAUGAACUUCGUAAUACCAUCAUGGAAUUAGAAAAGAAGCUAGGAGAGCUUAAUUCAGAUUUGCAAAAAGAAAAACGAGAGAAAGAAACAAUCAAAAAACAAAAUGAAGUAUUUAGUAACGCCAAUGAAAGAUUAACUGAUAUGAAAGAAAAACUUGAUAGUGAGAUUGAAUUAUGGAAAUUCAAAUUUAAAGAAGUAAACGAUAAAAUGUCAACUUUACAGUGGGGUGAAAAUAAAAAUACUCCAGAGCAUAAAAUUAGCUCUAGUCAUGACGCUACAACUGAUUCAGUGAAAAAUGAAAUGAUUAAACUAGAAAAAGAAAAUGACGAAUUACAAACAAUGGUUGAUCAGUUGACUUCUCAAAAUCGAGAACUACUAACUCGGGAAUCAAAACUGAGAAGUGAAAUUGAUGUCAUUACUCAAAAAAUGAAGCAGCAACAAUCAUGUCCAAAUUGUGAUAGUCUGAAUGCUUCAAUUUCUGAGUUAAGUGAGAAAAAUACUGAAUUACAAAAACACAGUGAAACAAUUAAUAAGAAACUUAAGGAAUUUGAAGUCCAGUCUAAUGAAGCUACUAAAAUGUAUGAAAAUUUAAAACUGGAAAGAGAUGAGAUAAAUCAGUUAUAUGAAAAUAGUAAAAGUGAAUUACUUAAAAAAUGUAAUGAAUUUGAAAGUGAGAUCCAAUCUCUUAAGGGUUCUGAGAAUGAAGCUAAAGUCAAUGCAGAGUCUCUGAAACUGGAACUUGAAAGAACACGUGAACAAUUACUUAUGUACGAGGAGCAACCGGCGAAGGUUCAGAAUGAAGACCUCUUAAUUUUAUCCGAAAAAAAUAACGCGUUAGAGGAAUAUUGCUCGCAAUUAAAAUGCCAGUUAGACGAAUCAUCCAACAAGGUAACAAAAUUGGAGACCCUUAAUCAAGAGAUGGCUCAAACAAUACAAAGUUAUGAAAAUAAAAAUGCAUCGCGUGUAGAAGAAAAUUACCACAUAGAAAUUAACAAUAAAAACCUUGAGCAGAAAGUACAACAAUAUGCAAAACAAAUUACUGAGCUUACUCUCAGACUUCAAAACCUGAACAUAGAAAAUGAUCAAUUACUUUCGAGCUUAGCUGAGUUACGUUCAUCUAUGUCCAGCGCUGUUGAUCAACGAGGUUUUGAAAUAGCAGAACUUUGGAAGCAGCACCUAGCACAGAGAGAAGCCGAUUUUCUUAAAGUUGAACAAGAACUUAGAGCUGAAUUAAGCGCAUCUGAAACCAAAUACGAGCAACUACUCGACAACGUCCAGUCAUUUAGUCAAGAAGAAACAAAUAAAUUAGUAAUGAUGGAACAGGUUACUUCGUUGCAAAAUAAACUUCAAGAUAAAGAGGGACAUUUACAUAGCCUUCAAGAAAAAUACUGUGAAGUAAUGAACCAGUUGGAAUUAUUACGUUCAGAAAUAGAGGACGAAAAAGUUAUGUACGAAAAUAAAUUGCUUUCACAACAAGAAGAAUAUGAGAAGUUGAUUCAAGAAAAGGAAGAAACUAAUAAACGGCACACAGAAAACUACGAGCAAAAGUAUCAAAACGCUCAAAAUGAUUUAGCAACGUUCAAGGCAAAUAACGAAGAAUUGUGUCAGCAAGUGGAUGAGCUUAAUAGAAAAUUAGAAGAAGUGGCUUCUACUAUUGUAGAUUUAAAUAACCAAAUACGUUUAAAAGAUAGUGAAAUAUACCAAAAAACUCAUGAGUAUACUUUAACCCUAACUCAAAGGAAUGAAGAAUUUGAAAAUGUCAGAAAACAACUGCUUGAAUUUGAGAAAAAAAUCGAAGAUCUAAGUUAUGAAAAAGAGUCUGAACUUGCUAUUUUAAGAUUGAAAAUGCAUGAAAAUAUAGAAUAUUAUGAAAAAAAUAUAAACGAUUUGAACACAGACAAAUCGAAUUUAGAAGAAGCUUUAAAUGCAAAGUUAAUUGAGUGUACAAACCUUAACAAACUGAUAGUAGAUUUGAACAAAUCUUUAGAAGAGCACUCAUCUAGAAUCAAGGAAAUGCAAGUUGCACUUGAAAAUCAAGAAUUGGAAAUAGUUACACUGAAAGAUGAAUUGAAUACUUUAGAAAACAUGAUGAGAAAGGCGAGCACUAGAGUAGAAAAGCACGUUACUUUUGCUUCCGAUACAAAAUCGAGUGACGAAGGCGAGAGCCAGGAGGGUUUAGUUAAUAAAGAACUUUUAGACGCAGUGCCAAGAGCUGAACUGGAUUUGGCACUGUACAUGUUGCACCAGAGAGAUGUGCGCUGCGAGGAACUCACGAUGGAGCUCACACAACUGUUGGAAGAACGAGACACCUUGCAAUUACGGCUCUCGGACAGUUUACGGUCAAAUGAAGAGAUGAAAUCAAAAAUUAAGUCGAUAGAAUUAGAUACGUCCACUGACAGCCAGGAAACGGUAUCUGAAUUACCCAGUUUCAGCGUGGAAAGAGAACACUCGCAGUUCGUUGACACUCACCGAGGCCAGACGUCCCGCAGUAGCAGCGUGAGCGAAGCCGAUGGAGAUAAACCGAAGCUGCAAGCCAAGUUAUCCGAACUGCGCAGCGUGAAGCACAGCCGCGACGUGCGCUUCCGACAGGAGAGCGAGCAGCGGCAGAUGGACCUGCGCCUGCUGCAGCGCGACGUUGCGCACCUGCCGCCCGAGGCCCGCGACCAGCUCGCGCAGGCACACCACACCCUGUCGCGUGAUUCCCAGAGCACGUCGACAGUUCUUUUGAACUGGCUUCGAGGCAAGAGCACCCCAAAAGUCAUGCACAUGUGAGUUCGACGAAAUCACGGGACAAUAACCUGUAUUACAAAUAUUAGUGGCCACCCUUAGCGUUUAUCUAAGUAUACAGAAACAUAUUAUGGGGUUUAGGUUAGACAUUACUUGUUCUUUUCUUUAUUCAUAGAACUGUCUUCCCUUGUUUAGACUUAUCUGCAUUUAUAAUCAAAUUUUCCACCACCUCACGACUCAAUUGUAAAUGUUUGGGAAAACAUUGUUACAAAUUGUGCACCUUAACGAACUUGUCAUCUUCAUCAGUUAACAUGACGCUCGACCUUAUUUAUUUAUCAGUGUUAGAAUUAAACCUUAUCACCCGAGUAAUUGGUCAAUCGGAAAAUUUUUGGAGUUUAACAACCUGAACUAUUUUCACUUUAUCAUUUUGACAAUACUUAUUUAUUAGCUUAUCGAGAGGUUUAAAACUAAUACUGAUAAAUAUAAUUUAGCAAAAGCUGCCGAUAAUUUUAAUGAAAUCAUUAUUUUUAUAUUUUAUAAUUAUUUCUGUCUGGUCGCGAGGACUUAAAUCACUCGCGUACUAUUGUUUUGCUUUCUUUUGUUUUGACAGUCAUAAACCAUCUUCUUAACGUGGGAUUCAAACCAAAUGGACAGUAAUAAGUUUUAUUACUCUAUUCUACAAUGCCUGAUUUUGUGUAUUCUUUCUUUGACCCACGAUACACAUUGACACCAAAUUCAUUGCGGUUAAAUGCUGUAACAAAAUUAUGUUCUGUUGUAUAUAAAAAUUAAUGCAGCUUUAUGUAUUUGACGUUAUGUUAUGCUGCCUGAUGUGAUUUGGCAAGUACGAGCGAACGAUAUUUUACGAAGCAUUCCUUAAAAUUUUAUAUAUCAUUGCAUACUUUGUCUUUAUCAUUUUACUAUUCUAAAUUCUUUGGUUUAGGGUUAAUUAUUGUCUUGUAUGGUGCGUACUACUAGCUCUUGAAAAUUGUCGCACCAGUCUUGUAGUACUACACCUAGAAAACCGGUUACACUUUAGUGACACAUAUACUACUAUUCAAACGCUAGACAGGCCCUUAUUUUAAAACGAACUUCAAAACUAGAUUCAAUCUCGAUUAUAGUACUCGACGUACAUUCAACCAAACUGGUGAUUGGUGGUAUUUCAGUCUUAAGACCAAUGACAUGGAAGAUAUGAUUCAUUAUAAUAAUAUGACGUUUGAACGUCGUUUCAGAAUACGGGCCCAAAACAUUAUGUAGAUAUUUAUGCCAAUGUCAUGUUUAGUUGUACCUACUGUGUAAGUAUUUGAUUAUUAUGAAAACUUAAUUUCGAAGCGUGCCUUCUCGUUCAUAAACCAAUAAUUGUAAAUGUUAUUCAAUUCAUGUUAUGAUACAUUUUAUUGUACUUGUAUGAUUUAUGUAUAUAAACUGGGUCCCAUUAUGGAUGAGGAUCUUUGUAUAUGACACUGUAAAUUUGUUUUUGAAUAAAUGUUAAUUCAUCAUAAA